CAGACGUCGUCAUUUUAUUUCGUUUCGUUUCGUUCAUCAAUAAGUACGCAAAGUCUUUUGCCAUGGAACGCCUACUGACCAUGUUCGAGGAGGCUGAUCCCUUUUCCACCUGGUGGCCAACCAUUGCGGCCCUUGCAGUGGGCAUUGUGAUUACAGUGCGGACCAUAAUGAGCGGGCAACGGUGUCCCAAUGAUAAUCAAAUCAAGGAGCAAAUUGUUGUCAUAACCGGAGGGAACAGCGGCAUUGGCUUUGAAAUAGCCAAAGCUCUGGCUGGUCGUGGUGGCCGCAUAAUCCUUGCCUGCCGUAAUAUGGUUGCCGGUGAACGCGCCGCCGCCAUUAUUAAGCGAGAACUGGGCUGCCAUACGCCCACUACACCUGGCGAUGAUGUUAAUCCGGCAGACCGUUAUUUUGUGGAGGCUCGCUACAUCGAUCUGAACUCCCUGCGUAGUGUGCAUCAGUUUGCCCAACAGCUAAUGGCCGAAUUUGAGCACAUCGAUGUGCUGGUUAACAAUGCGGGCUUGGUGUUCGCCAACACUCAAGUGCCCACCGAGGAUGGGUUCGAGCGGCACAUUCAGGUGAAUUAUCUGGCGCCAUUUCUGCUGACCCAGCUGCUGAUGCCGCAUCUGAAGCGUGCGGAACAGGGACGCGUCGUGUUUGUCUCCUCACAUGCCCAUCAGGCGGCCAAAAUAGAUUUUGAUGAUCCGCUAAAUGUGGGCACUUGGGCAGUUAAAUUCCAUCCACGUGAUGCAUUUGCACACUCCAAAUUGGCAGUAAUAUUGGCCACACGUUGGCUAGCCAAAGAGUUAAAAGAUACCUCGGUCACGGUCAACUGCUGUACGCCCGGACUAGUGCGUGGUACGCGCCACCUGCGCAAUUCGCCGCUAAUGUCGGCCAUUUGCAUUAAAGUUAUAACCUACCCAUGGAUGUGGCUGUUCAUGAAGAAUGCCUACGAGGGAGCCCAAUGUGCCAUACGCCUGGCCACGGAUCCACAGCUGAAGCAAGUAACCGGCGAAUAUUUCAAUGACUGCGAAAUUGUUCCAAGUUCGGAGGCUGGCCAAGACAAGGAAUUGGCCAAGAGAUUGUAUAUGCAAACCAUAAAAACACUCGAGCGCGUUACCAAACUAACAGUCGACAAGGAGGCAGUAACUGCCGGGAAUCAGACCGAGCAGACGGAGCUGAAGGAACUAACGGAGGAGUGAUUUAUGCCUGGCACGCAGCCUGUCGACUUCGGGGACUGCAACUGCAACGUCUAUUUGCAUUUGGUUUAACAAUUGCCGCAUUAGGCAGCCUCUACUGAGACUGAGACUGAAACUAAGACUGGGACAAAAGGAGCGGCAGGCUGGCAUGAAGGCAGGCAGGCCACUUAGGACCGCCUUUUUAAGGGCGCCUGCAACUGAAGUUGAAGCCGGAGUCUUUUGCCUCUAAGCGGUUUUAUUUUAAGAAAUAAAUAUAUCUUUAAUG
Messenger RNA from Drosophila willistoni, 1461 nucleotides. Its product is annotated as retinol dehydrogenase 13. Bases 63 to 1199 code for a protein of 378 amino acids. The transcript has 5 exons. The record is from RefSeq and is a predicted model, not a curated record. Lineage: Eukaryota; Metazoa; Arthropoda; Insecta; Diptera; Drosophilidae.